This is a messenger RNA of Plenodomus lingam JN3, 4989 nucleotides long. RefSeq lists its product as uncharacterized. Gene Ontology annotation, molecular function: guanyl-nucleotide exchange factor activity. The record is from RefSeq and is a predicted model, not a curated record. NCBI's taxonomy places the organism in Eukaryota, Fungi, Ascomycota, Dothideomycetes, Pleosporales, Leptosphaeriaceae.
AUGUCGUACUACGGAAACGGCCAGAGCUACUACAACCCCAACAUCCCUCACUCGAGUGGCAGCCCCCAGGGCCAAUAUCAGGACUCAUACACCCGCCCCACUCCCAGUGUUGACAACGGAGAUCAGACGAACGGGGGCGCCGCGGGCUAUGGCUAUGCCCAACCUGCCCGGCGCAACAGCAUGGCCGCCCGCCAGAACGACGAGCUGUUCAUCGGUGACAGCAGCUCCCCGCCGCUGAGCCAGGGUCCAACGUCGCCCACAGUGGGCACGUACAACGCGAGCUACGGCUACUCUUCGCAACCACAGUCGCAGCAGCAGUACAAUCCACAAACCUACAACGCCCAGCCCAUUGCUCUGCCGAACCCCUCGCAGUACGGCGGUGUCAACAGGGUCUUUGCGCCUACCGUCUCGCCCUCGCACCAGCCCUAUGUGCCCGCUGCGUAUGCCGACAACAACCUGGGCCGGAGUGGCACUGUCAGCCAUCCCUAUGGCUUCUCGCCCACCUCGCCCACCGUCUCUUAUCCCUCGCCCAGCACAUACCAGAACCCGCAGUUUGGGCGCGCAGGCCCCAUGCAGGGACGGCCGUCGGCAUAUUCGACCCCAGCAGCCCCAUCCCUGCCCGCGAUAACAGCAGGCAGUACCCAACUACCGUCCGAAGACUGGGGCAACUAUCCAGCCCGACACGCCUCCAACGCCUCAUCGGGCUACUACUCGUCAACCACUUCGCACGCCCCGCUACCCUCUCCGCCAGGCUACGAUACGUGCUAUGCCUCGCAGCCCCGCAACGACCGACUCACCUCUCUCUCCAGCCUCCAUACAAGUCCUCUACCGCCUACGCCAGAGAACCCCGCCCAGACUUCUCCACAGCGCUCGAGCACCGUGUCCUCCCGCCCCCUCCCUCCUCCUCCGCAGGACUCGGACAGUGACGAGUACUUCGUAACAUCCAACGGGCAUACCUACCAGGAUGAUCUCUUUGACGAUGUCAUGAACAUGACGGCAGGCGAUCAGCCGCUUCCGGGUCGUCAAGCCAAUGGUGGACAAUACUACAACAACGAACACCACUCUACCGGCAGGAACGGAGAGCAUGUAAAUGGCAAUCGGCCAGCCCCUUACCCCAUGGACGAGACCUAUACGAGCGACGAGAGUGAUGCAGAAGCAGCUGCUGGAGUGGCUGCACUAAAAAUGGCCGAAGACCAGGAUAGGGCCGACGAAGCCCAUAGACGCAGUGGAGGAAUGGGCUCGUUCGGCACACACUCGUCCUACAUAUCAGCACAGCCUCCAGUAGAUACUAGCCAGCAAGCCUCUGGAAGCGCAAGUGAUAGUGAUUACGUUGGUGUUGACGUGAGCAUGUUUGGAGGUGGCUUCAUGCCCUCUUUCAACUAUGGCGGAAAUCCCAGCCAGCUGGCGGGCGGUAGCCAAGGAGUAUCGACAUCAGGAUCGCAACACCGUUCCGAAGCAGCAAGCGACGACUAUGACCCCAUCCACCCAUUUCCGUCAUUUUCCACGAAUGCACGGGUCGACACAUUUGGAACUGGGGGCUUAGAAGAGCCCAGUGCAAGACGGCGCAGCUACGACGAAGGCGACGAGGUCACCCUCAUGGACACUGCAUCUGCAUUAUCCGGCUCUACUCUCUCUGGCCCCAUGUCUGCGAUGCCUGGUGAGCCUCCAGACAUGUUCUAUCACCCAGGCAUAUCGAAUCGGCCACUUCCACCACCACCGAUGAACACCCACCAUAUUAGUCACCAAAGUACAGGCUCCACAGGCUCCUAUGAAUAUUGGCGCAACGCACCUUCGGCACGCGGCUCAUAUCCGGUCGAUGCCAAUGAUGUUCACAUGGCCUCACCUAGUGGCACACAGGUGCCUCGAUCGACAUCAUUGCUUCAGCAUAGCAACGCUCCCACUGCGAUACCACUUCCUAGAUCAAAGACGGACGCCGAACAAGGGCACAGGAUACGGCAGAAUGCGAACCGAAAUACGUUCUACGGAGGUGCGUUGGAUAGCGAUGGCAACACAAUGACUCCCAACAGCGCAGAAGCAGUAGCGAUUGAUUUGCCUACUCUUCCAGUCGGCAAGCGGUUCAAUCCAGCCAAAUUGUCGACAAACGACUUCAAAAAGUGUACAGAGCCAUGGGCCCUCAGUUCCAUCAUUGCCUGGCUCAAAACAAUGACCGAGGGAGAGAACGAUCUCAAAGAAGGCCCUAUACAAGAUGGGCUCAUCGCUCUCUUCACCCACAAGGUGCCCACCAUGAAUAUAGCUGAUGCUGAAACACUAAGUGCUCGCGUGGUAUCAGAAAUGUACAAAGCAGGUACCCUGGUCCAUGAAGAAGAAUGGUUGAGAUUUUCCACUGCAAGCAUGACUGGUGUCAUCUUUCAGCUCACUGGUGCAGGUUGUUAUGCGCCGAUGCUACAUACACAUGUGAGCCCUGGUCGCUGUUACUCGCAUCAUUGCCAGAGGACGUUGAAGAAGAUUGAUCUGAGUUCGCAAUCCGCUGCUCACAAGCAAGAAGACUGGGUAACAUUCCACAAGCUGAAGAAGGAAGACCUCGAGGGUGCAAACAAGAAGGAAAUUGAGCGCCAGAAUAUCCUUCACGAAAUUGUGCAGGGUGAGGACAAUUAUAUGGAGCGUAUUGAUGUAUGGCGACGCCUGUAUCGAGAUCGGCUCAUCUCUGCGCAACCGCCUGUCAUUCCUCCCAAGAAGCUCAAUCGAUUCAUCAACGAUAUCUUUGGAAAGCUGGAGGCAGUUCGAAAGGCAAAUGAAGAUCAUUUGCUGCCUCAGAUCAAGUAUCGACAACAAGAGCAGGGCCCCUGGAUCGUUGGAUUCAGCGACAUUUUCCGAGAAUGGAUCAGAAAAGCAAAGCAUGCUUACAUUGAGUAUGCUGCAGCAUUUCCGUUUGCGAGUUUCUUAGUACGACAAGAAGCCGACAGAAACAUAUUAUUCCGAUCAUUCCUGGACGAGGCUCAAAAGAACAAGCUAUCAAACAAGCUGGGUUGGGAUACCUAUCUGAAGGGACCCAUUGAUAGGCUACAGCGUUACGGUCUACUCAUCGACACCGUGCUUAAGAACUCAACUGUCGAUAACGAGGAAAAGCGCAACCUGCAAAUCGCAAAGGAGGAGAUCAAGGCUGUGACCCUGGAGUGCGACAGUCGAGUCGCAGAGAUGGGACGAAAAGUCAGUUUGACAGAUUUGCAAGCCAAACUCAUUCUGCGGCCUGGCAUGCAACGGGUGGAACUCAAUCUCGAUCAUCUUGGGCGUGAGCUGAUCUUCCGUGGUGAUUUGCACCGAAUGGGAGGCAGCCGGUUCAACUGGCUCGAAACACAUGCUCUGCUUUUCGACCAUUACCUGGUACUGGCCAAGACCGUAUCGUUUCGUGAAGCAGAUGGAGUGACCAAGUCAGAGAAGUAUGAUGUGUCGAGACUUCCCAUACCUAUGGAUCUGCUUGUGCUAGAAAGCGAAGACGACGACCCAGUUGUGCGCUCCUCUAUGAAAGGUAUUUCGACAGUCACAACAGUCGCAGGACGAGUCUCUGGUGCAAAUCCAAGUCGAGGCAGCAACAGUCCAGGGCCUGGAUCGCUUCAACAUACAAACACCGCGAAUUCUCUAGGGUCCACCAAUACUGGGUCGUCCGGUAAGACAAUGGUCAACACGACAAGCAUUGAUUCCAGCCGAGAUGAAAAAAUAUUGUACCCGUUCAGAGUGAAGCAUCUUGGCAAGGAGACCUACACGCUGUAUGCAUCAUCUGCGCAGAACCGUGCAGAGUGGUGUGACAAGCUCAUCAUCGCGAAGACACGACAUGCGACAGCAUUGUUUGCGCAAAAUGCCGAGCCCUUCCGUCUACGCGUCAUGGCAGAUGCGGCAUUUGCCUAUGAUAGUGCAAUGCCAUCGCAACGUGCCAUCACAAUCAAGGGUACCCCACUGGACCGAGCUGUAGAGGAGGUGGAGAAGCUCUUCGUAAACGUGGGCCGUCCCGUUCCCAUCUGUCGAGCUCGCGUGAAUUGUGCGACUGCAUUCAACCAGCCAUACGGAAAGCACAUGGUCGCUGUUGGUACAGACAUUGGUGUAUACGUCUCUGAGUUUGAUAACCCCAGAGGCUGGUCAAAGGCUAUACAAGUCCCAAGAGUAACGCAAAUUGCUGUCCUCGAGCAGUUUAGCUUGAUGCUGCUUAUAUCAGACAAGUCGUUGAUUGCCUACCACCUGGAUGCCGUAUGCCCUGUGGGUGGUGUUGCACCCAGCAGUGACUCGUCACGCAGAGCACCCCAGAAGCUCUCGGGAGCUCGUGACAUUGGCUUCUUCGCCACCGGUGUUAUGAAGGAUCGAACGCUGGUCUUUUACAAGAAGCGCGAUGGCAUAUCAUCGACCUUUAAAGUUCUUGAACCCGUGUACCAAAAGUCUACUGAGAAGAGGUCGCGCAUGUGGAAAUCGGGGCGCACCGAGUUCUUCCGCGAGUUUGACGAGUUCUACAUUCCAGCGGAUUGCUUUACCAUCAACCUUUUCAACACUACGCUUGCCAUCUCUACCGCAAAGGGCUUCGAGGUCAUGACUCUCGACAAGAAACAACCAUGGUCGGUUCCGGAUUUGAAGCAGCCACACGUCGCUACCAUUGCGUCGCGACUUCAGAACCAAGAUCCACUUGGCAUGUUCCGUCUCUCGGAUCAAGAGUACCUCCUCUGCUACGAAGAGUGCGCCGUGUACAUCAACAAGACGGGCGAAAUCUCGCGGUCCGUCAUCAUGGAGUUUGUGGGCAAAGCAAAACACGCAGCCAUGUAUGGACCGUACGUCUUGCUCUUCGACCCAGACUUUGUCGAGAUCCGCAAUGCGCAGAAUGGGCGCUUGAGGCAGGUGAUUGCGGGACGCGAUGUCAAGUGUCUGGAUGACGGGCUGAGCGGUGGCUCCACCCAUAAUCGCACAAUCAAGUUGAGCCUGCAGCAUCCGCAUCAGGAGAGAUGCCAGGUCGUGGUCGAGCUGGUCUUGAACGAAGGACAGAAGGAGUAA